AUGGACUCCAUAGACAAGAAAGUUCAUGAGAAGUUAGAUGAAGAAGAACUCGAAGAUACAGUGGAGAAUGCUAAACCUUUGUUUGAAGAAGUUAGAAAAAUGUGUGAAAAACAAUUAGAACAUGAACGUGAGAUAUGUUAUGGUUAUAGAGAUUCUCAAUACGAACUAGACCAAUGGGAACAAGAAGAUUUAAAGAGAGAAUUUAGAGAAUAUGAACUCGCUAAGAUAGCAUUAGAAACUGCAGAAAAGAAGUUAAAAGUUUGGGGUCUACAUACGUUCCUCUAA
Molecule: messenger RNA, 285 nt
Organism: Trichomonas vaginalis G3
Lineage: Eukaryota; Parabasalia; Trichomonadida; Trichomonadidae
Exons: 1
Coding region: 1-285 (94 amino acids)
Source: RefSeq, a predicted model, not a curated record